CUGUUUCCAUCACACAAACUCCCUCCACAAUCUCAUCUCUCUCUCUCUCUCUAUUAGAUCUAAGAAAAGAGAAAAAAAAUCAUGAUCAGUAACUUGAUUUCAAGCUUGAACAAAAAGCUACAGGCGGUUGAAAUCAGUAAUCGCUGCAAACGAACCAAGAAGACGACGUACGUCUACAGAGACGAUCUAACCAAGAAGAAGCACUCACCACCCUUGUCAUCGUCGUCACCGCAGCACCAGCCGGCGGAGAUUAAGAAAGUGAAGAAGAGAGUGAGAUUUGCUGAUACAGAACCGGUGAUAAUCGCCAUUAGUACCGACAGAGAGGAGGAGGAGGAGGAAACAGAGAAGAAAGUAGUGAGAAUUACGGUGAAAUUGACGAAACAAGAAGCGAAUCGAAUGCUUUCGAGGUGCUCCAAUGGCGGAGUUCUUGAAUUCGGAGAUGUGGCUUCAGAACUCUUGAGGAUUCCUCCAACUCGAGUUAGUUCAUCUUUGGUGGCCAAUUGAAUUUGCCCCCUUUUUUUCUUCUUCUUCUUUAACUUCUAGGAGAGAAUUUCCAAGAGAAAUUAUAUUCGUUAUUAUUAUUUUUCAUUUUUUGAAUUUUGCUUUUGCUUUUUAGUUUUUUUCUUGAGAUUAUUAAAGCAAUAUAGGGUUGUAAAUGAUAUGAUCAUUUUGUAUAAAUUAUAUUUUGAGUUUAUAAAUUUGCAAGUUAACUUUC
Cucumis melo (muskmelon) is the source of this 715-nucleotide messenger RNA. RefSeq lists its product as uncharacterized. The record is from RefSeq and is a predicted model, not a curated record. Bases 82 to 504 code for a protein of 140 amino acids. The transcript has a single exon. NCBI's taxonomy places the organism in Eukaryota, Viridiplantae, Streptophyta, Magnoliopsida, Cucurbitales, Cucurbitaceae.